GGCUGACCAGGAAGUCAGAUAAACAACCGUGCCGAAAGAAAUAUGGAUUAAAUUUGGAAUUUGACACGGUCCAGAACAGUUUUGAGGGACUGUUGGUCGCCAGGUUGAGGGGAAAUCGCGGGGAAAUGAGUUUUAUUCGGAUCCGACAUGGCUGCAAUAUGAUGAAAUGCAUUGCUCCAUUGGGCACUUUGUCCAGCUCGGUCCCUGUGGCGCUGCAUAGAGCCUGAUGCCCAUUCUCGCAACAUCUGUCGUCAUGGACACGGAGGACUUCCUGCACCCGGAGGGCCCUCAAUCGGAGAGCCCUAAAUACAGUGUGCCCAGUCCUCCACUCCCCAAUGCCCUUGAGAGUCAGCUGUUUUCCCCUAACCCAUGGACGUAUUCCCAGCAGACUCAGUACAACCAGUACAGCUAUCCUAUGCAACAAUCUAGGCAGUUCCAGGUCAACCCCUCAUCCGUGGACGAGUUCGGCUCAUUCUCUGAAGUGGAUUUCUCUGACCUCACAUCAGGCAGGAAUGGAGACUUUCCAGCAGACCUGUCCUGUAUGGAUGAACUGUCCAACGCAUCUCUGUUCUCCUCUACCCCUGACUCUCUGUCUGAAUAUGCUGACCCUGCCGGCUUUAACAUCGAUAGCCUGCCCCACAUACCCAGUGAGGGCUCCAUCUCAACACCAGCAUUCUGGGACACACCUGGACACAGCCAGAGACAGUUGGCCAGGCUUCCAGUUUUGCCCUUUCUGGAUGAAAUCUUGAACAGCCAACCAUUAGUAGGAUAUAAGCUCCCUGAAAUCACUCAGACUCCACCAGAGGAGGAAGAGGAGGCAGAUGAGGAAGAAACAGAAGAACUCGGUCACGUGGACACCUACGCUGAAUACAAGCCAUCCAAAUCGACUAUAGGAAUUUCUCAUCCGGACAUUGUGGUAGAGACCAGCACUCUGUCCAGUGUCCCUCCCCCAGACAUCACCUACACACUCUCCAUCCCAGAUAACACUAUCCGGACCGGCCUGCUGUCUGCUCUGCAGCUCGAAGCCAUCAUCUAUGCUUGCCAGCAACACGAGGUUAUCCUGCAGAAUAACCAGAGGGCAGGUUUUCUGAUUGGGGACGGAGCCGGUGUGGGGAAGGGUCGCACUGUAGCUGGCAUUAUACUGGAGAACUACUUAAAAGGAAGGAAGCGAGCCCUGUGGUUCAGUGUGUCUAAUGAUCUGAAGUAUGAUGCAGAAAGAGACCUCAAGGACAUAGACGCCCCGAAUAUUCGUGUGUUUGCUUUAAACAAGAUUAAGUAUGGAGACACAGCUACCUCAGAGGGCGUCCUGUUUGCCACGUACUCAGCGCUGAUCGGGGAGAGUCAGGCAGGAGGACAGCACCGCACCCGACUCAAACAGAUACUGGACUGGUGUAAACCUGGCUUUGACGGAGUCAUUGUGUUUGAUGAAUGCCAUAAAGCCAAAAACGCGACAUCCACGAAGAUGGGCAAAGCUGUCCUGGACCUUCAGCACAAGCUGCCCCAAGCCAGGGUGGUGUAUGCUAGUGCCACAGGUGCCUCUGAGCCAAAGAACAUGAUCUAUAUGAGCCGGUUAGGGAUUUGGGGAGAGGGAACACCCUUCAGGACAUUCGAGGACUUCCUACAUGCCAUUGAGAAGCGGGGUGUCGGCGCCAUGGAGAUAGUUGCCAUGGAUAUGAAAGUCAGUGGCAUGUACAUAGCCCGGCAGCUCAGCUUUUCUGGCGUGUCGUUUCGGAUCGAGGAAAUCGCACUGGACGAAGAGUUCAAGGUGGUCUACAACAAGGCAGCCCAACUGUGGGCUGAAGCGAUGGAAGUGUUCACCAAGGCAGCGGAUUUGCUGGGACUGGUCUCUCGGAAGUCCCUCUGGGGCCAGUUUUGGGCCGCCCACCAGCGCUUCUUUAAAUACCUCUGCAUCGCUGCCAAAGUGCGCCGUCUGGUGGAGCUCGCUAAGGAUGAGAUGAGUCAGGGCAAGUGCGUUGUGAUUGGGCUGCAGUCAACUGGCGAGGCCCGCACUCGUGAGGUUCUGGACGAGAAUGAUGGACACUUGGACCGAUUCGUCUCUGCAGCUGAGGGCGUGUUCCAGUCGAUGGUUCAGAAGCACUUUCCGUUAGAGAAACCGAAGCGAGAAAAGACCGCUGGAAAUAAAAGAAAACAUCUCAUAGGAAAACCAAGAGGUCGGCCACCCAAGUUUCCAAAACACUGUGUAGAGAUAGGCGGCGUUAUUAAGAUCAGCGACGGCUCAGAUACGGACUCUGAGGACAUGGAUAGCGACUCAAACUCUUCCCCUGAGUCACUGCAAGACAAUGAUGACGUCAUCUUUGUUAACCACAUCAAUGGACCUACUGCAAAACUGGAGGAGUUGAAGCAGGGAUUGCUGGCUAAGAUAGCAGAGCUGGGAAAGGAGCUUCCUCUUAAUACACUGGAUGAGCUGAUUGAUCAAUUUGGAGGGCCAGAGAAAGUGUCCGAGAUGACGGGUCGUAAGGGCCGAGUGGUGCGGAAUCCGGAUGGCAGCGUAGAGUAUGAAUCGCGUGCUGAACAAGGAUUCACCAUCGACCAUGUCAACAUCAAAGAGAAGGAACGCUUCAUGGAUGGUGAAAAACUGGUGGCGAUCAUCUCAGAGGCUGCAAGUUCAGGGAUUUCUCUCCAGGCGGAUAAACGUGUGCAGAAUAAAAGGAGAAGGGUGCAUAUGACGCUGGAGCUGCCGUGGAGCGCUGACCGUGCCAUCCAGCAAUUCGGUCGCACUCAUCGCUCUAACCAGGUAAACGCUCCAGAGUACAUCUUCCUGAUCUCGGAGUUAGCAGGAGAGCGGCGCUUUGCUUCCAUCGUGGCCAAGCGCCUGGAGAGUUUGGGGGCACUGACGCAUGGUGAUCGACGAGCCACUGAGUCCAGAGAUCUGAGCAAAUACAACUUUGAAAACAAAUAUGGCACAAAAGCUUUGGAUAAGAUCACAAAAUCCAUCAUGGGAUACAUUGAAAACAAAGUUCCACCACCAAAAGGCUAUCCAGGGGGUGAAGCAAGAUUCUUCACAGAUAUGAAGAAAGGGAUGAUCGACGUGGGCAUUUUCUGUAAGGAGUCACGCUUUGGCCUCAGCACAGAGAAAGAUUGCACCACCACUAAAUUCCUGAAUCGGAUUCUGGGCCUGGAGGUGCACCAGCAGAACUUUCUCUUCCAGUACUUCAUCGACAACUUUGAAUACCUGAUUGACAAGGACAAAAAGGAAGGCAAAUAUGACAUGGGUAUACUCGAUCUUGCUCCAGGUAAUGAUGAGAUCCAUGAAGAAAAAGAGGAAGUAUUCCUGACUCCUGGGAACCCCCAAGAAGGCCAGGUCAUCCUCUAUAAGAUCAGCGUGGAUCGAGGGAUGCCAUGGGCCGAGGCCUGCAGCAAAGCAGAGACACUGACUGGGGAAUAUGAGGGCUUCUAUCUUUCCCACAAGCUGCGAGGGAGCCAACCGUGUGUGUUGCUGGCAGAGCAAGGCCGAGGUCAUAACCUCGUUGUCUAUAAGCCGAACAUCGGCAGGCAGGCCCACCCUGAGAACCUGGACAAUCUGCUGCAGCGGUACCGCAAGGUGACACCAGACGAUGCCAAAGAUUGCUGGGAGAGUCAGUUUGUCUUCUCUUUCCAGAAGUGCAGCCACGCCAACUGGAAAGGUAAGUGUAAGCAAGUGGAGCAAGGUCACGAGUGCUGGCUGGGGAUGCGUCUGCGACAGUACCACAUGCUGUGUGGAGCUUUGCUGAGAGUGUGGAAGCGAGUCGCAGAUGUCGUCUCUGAUAUCACCAACUCCAGCAUCCUGCAGAUCGUGCGCCUCAAAACCAAACAGAACAGCAAGCAAGUCGGUAUAAAGAUACCAGAGAACUGUGUGGAGCGUGUGCGCAGCGAGCUCGCUCAGAUGGACUCCGAGGUGAAGCGACUUCGGCAGCAGAAGGAGCAGCAGGCGCGGGAGCAGCAGGCGCGGGAGCAGCGUGCACGGGAACAGCGUGUACGGGAACAGCGUGCACGGGAACAGCGUGCACAGGAGCUUCUCGAGCAGCAGAAACUCCUCUACAGCCAAAAGGUCUUCGGUCAUCACCCUGCUAUGCAUCUCUCAAACCCCUCAUCGUACCUGGGCCUGCAUCCGGGCCGGGCUGUCUUGCCCAAGAGUCAGGCUGUGAACGAAGUGCUAGACCUCACACUCAGCCCCUGCCCAUCCCCUGAGACCAAACCGACUCAUCUGAACGGCACACUGAGUCUAAACGGAAUAGCAGGGAUGAACGGCGACUUUGGCAUGCAGAGAGGAGCGGCGGAAGGAGGGCUGAAGUUCCCCGAGACGUAUCACCUGGAAGAACUGAUCUCGCAAGAGCAGCAGAGGGAGAGACGACCGCCCUUACAGCACAGCAUGGCUCAUAACAGCUUAGACAGACUGCAAACCAUCCACACGCAGAAACAGCACACAAUGCUGAGCGUGCUGCAGCAAAACCCAGCAAGCCUGGGACAUUUGCUCACGGCCCAGCAGAACUCCUCCUCCUCCUCCUCCUCCUCCUCCUCCAUUCAAUUCAAGACGCAGCUGCUAAGACACAACGGGAGCAAACCAGACAUUAGCACGCUAACCAACCACGGCGUACGCGUGCAACAUUUUCAGCAGCAUGUAAACUCCUCCAUGUCACGGCCACCUGGCUUGCUUCAGCCCUCUCCGAUACAGCAGGACGGUCAUCAACACUCACUGAUGCACACACGCACACACAGUUUGCAUACACACGUACGGGAAAACCAAAUGGCAGGCAGCGAUCCUGCGCCGCUUUUACUAAAACUGGGCCCGCAGGGGUCACUCAGCAGUCAGCCGGUCACAGAAAACUCUGCCACGCCGCAGGACGACUUCACUUUCAACCUCGACCUGCUCAGUCAGCCUGCUUUCUCGUUAACCCCUCAAGCCCCGCCCUCACCUUCGUUUUCUAGCUCCUCCCCUGGGACAUCGUCGCUCUUCUCUACAGAUCCGCAGUCGUCUUCACUCUCGGACUCCAUCUCGCCUUCUUCGCUGUUCGCGUCUUCGUCCGAGCGACUGCCUCUUCCAUUACCCAACGGCCACUGCAGCACGGACACCCAGGACGCCCAUAAAGCUGUCGAGCGAAUGGCUCACGGGGGUCCCGCCGACCGCCGCCACUCCGUCAUUCAGUUCAAUCCUCUAGACUGGAACGCCACCUAGUGGCCACUAACGCCUGCGAGCUCAUAUCACCACUGUACAUGCACACGACAGUACUGUCACUUUUUUUUUCUUUACUGUGAUCUCAGCGUGUCUGGCUGAGGUAUUUUGCAGUAGGUGUUGUGUUUGUUCGUUCUUCAGUUCGUCCCAACCCCAAGCGUUCAUCCUCCGGCUAUAGAGGUUUUCGACCCACGUGACCGUUGCCAUGUCGACAAGUAGAUGGCGCCAUUUUGGCGGUCACAACAAUGGCGACUCCCGCUAGAUCCGUAUACCGGUAUAUCUGUAUCCCACAUGAUCUAUGUCGUUAAAAACCCAUCGCCAUACACAGGUAUUGAUCUGAAAGCGUAUACGAGUUUGGAUGCCUACAAAUAUUUUGUGUCAGGCUGGGUAACAUGCCUACAUCAGUGGGUCGUCCCUGGAGCCGGUGGUCGCCAUCUUAUUACAGCUAAGGUUUGUUCAUAUUUUCAUUUACUUUCGGUCCUCAGGAUAAACAAAAUGUUAUUAAAUGUUAUUGAAAUAACUUCUUAGUCUGUUGAGACAUGGCCCGUUAUAAAUUUGCUGUUACCAGGCACUGACCAAGAACUGUAUUAUUAGGGUCGGUGUCUGUGUUGUAGCAGUGUACUAGCAGCUAGCUGUUAGCACUAGCUAAUGUCAACAACAUAGCUAGUAUGUUACCGUAGCAAUGUUUACGU
Messenger RNA from Neoarius graeffei (lesser salmon catfish), 5862 nucleotides. It is a transcript of the gene sbno2a, whose product is annotated as strawberry notch homolog 2a. The transcript is spliced from 32 exons. The record is from RefSeq and is a predicted model, not a curated record. Gene Ontology annotation, molecular function: chromatin DNA binding; histone binding. Gene Ontology annotation, cellular component: nucleus. The coding region runs from base 227 to 5173 and encodes 1648 amino acids. Lineage: Eukaryota; Metazoa; Chordata; Actinopteri; Siluriformes; Ariidae. Gene Ontology annotation, biological process: regulation of DNA-templated transcription.